GUGUUUCCGGUGUCGAGUUGCGCGCGCAUCCAUCGCCAUAUUAAAAAAAAGACUCCUCCACUGCUCGUCAACAUUCCUCUCUAAAUAAGCACAAUUGGACUGGUUUCGCUAUAUAAAGCCCACACAAUGGCUGACCAAAACGGACAGUUACCGAACCCGCAAAGCAACAGCUCACCACAACCCCCCAUAAGCAACACCUGCUCCCCGGCAGCAGGCGACGAACAAACGCCGACCAACAAAGACAGUCCAGAGGCACCGGCGGCGGCAAAACAAGCCGAGGGAGCCGAGGAGGAAAGCGACGAUGCUCCGGAGGCAAUGACAUUGGACAUUUCAAGUUUUAGGAAGCCUGGUGAGAAGACAUUCACUCAGCGCUGCCGUCUUUUUGUUGCUAAUAUACCGCUGGAUAUUCCCGAGGAAGAAUUCGUUGGUAUGUUCUCAAAAUAUGGAAACACGGCCGAAGUUUUCAUUAACCGAGAGCGAGGGUUUGGCUUUAUUCGACUGGAGACCCGGACACUUGCAGAGAUUGCCAAAGCUGCGCUAGAUGGCACGAUUUUGAACAAUCGCCCAAUCAGAAUCCGCUUUGCUACGCAUGGCGCUGCCCUCACUGUGCGGAACCUGCUACCGGUUGUCACAAAUGAGCUUUUGGAACAGGCGUUUUCACAAUUCGGCCCAGUGGAGCGAGCUAUCGUAGUGACGGAUGACCGUGGACGGCCCACUGGGAAAGGCAUAGUUGAGUUUGCAAACAAAGUGGCCGCUCGUAAAGCCCUGGAAUGCUGUACCGAGGGUGCACUGCUGCUAACGACCACACCUUGUCCAGCCAUUGUGGAGCCUGCAGAGCAUUUUGACGAUGAGGAAGGACUGCCCGAAAAGUUGUUACCAAAGACUCCAAAGUACCUCAAAGAACGAGCACGACAACCCCAUUUUGCCCAGCCAGGAACAUUUGACUUUGAAUACUCAUCUCGCUGGAAAGCCCUCGACGAGUUGGAGAAACAGCAAAGGGAGCAGGUGGACAAGAGUAUCAAAGAAGCCAAAGAGAAGCUGGAGGCUGAGCUGGAGUCAGCCAAACAUGAACAUCAACUCAUGUUAAUGAGGCACGAUCUAAUGCGACGUCAGGAGGAGUUGAGGCGACUUGAGGAGCUUCGUAACCAGGAGCUGCAGAGACGGAAACAGAUAGAAAUGAGGCAUGAGGAGGAGAGAAGACGACGGGAGGAAGAGAUGAUGAGAACACACAGAGAACAAGACGAACUGAGACGCCAACCAGAUGGAUUCAAAGUGGGCUACCAGGACAAUAGGGAACAGGAAAUGAGAGUGGCUGAUCCGGGCCCUCGUGGCGCCAUUAAUAUGACAGAUGGCUAUAACCAGGCCCCAGCCGGGCCCAACACCAACCAGGGUCAAAUGAUGAGCAUGGGUGGAAGGGGAGCAGCCAUUGGCCCAGAAGGAACCGCAAACAUGGCCGCCAUGGUGAUGUCUGAAAAUGCGAACAUGCGAGGAGAUCGAUAUCUAAUGGGUGGAUCGCUAACAGGGCGAGCAGAAGUGGAGUCACCAAAGCAGCAACAGCAGCAGCCAAUACCGCCAGGUCCUCCUGGUGGACCAGCACCAGGAUUUGGAAGAGGGAGUCCAGUAGGGGUGUUUGAUGGGCCAAAUAACAAGCGCCGGCGGUACUGACAUAUUUUUACCCAUGUGCUGACUACAUAUUUUUCUAUUUUUCCCUGAGAUUUAUGUAUUUCAUUAUUACUAUGCACCGCAUAGUGUUUACUGUUUUUUUUUUUUUUUAGUGAUUUCACGUCUACCACAUCAGGCUUUUGGAACUUGGUCUAGUAACAUACAUCUACAAUAGAAAUGUACAUGCAUUGAUCAUGCUGUUUCCCUGCAUGUGUUUACUUGAACUCUGGUAUCUUAUAUGGACAACAUUGUGAUGUUUUGCACUUUUUGUUUGUAAAGAAAAGCAUCAAUCUGUUGAGAUUUAUUUUGUUUACAUUUGAAUGUUGUCUGAAUUUUUUUGUACAUGAUGCAGUGUUGCAUCUUGUUCCAUUUUUUUUGUCAAAAUAAAACAUUUUGUAGUGAGAUGUGUUUCUGGGUUUUCUCCCUGUGGCGAUCCCACCUUCCACUAGUAGUACAAGCACAACAAUUCUUUGUUGGAAUGUAUACAAUGUAGUCACCCAGGGAUUCAACAUUUUGGUGAGAACCCUAAAUGGGUCCAAGAAAAAAUAUGACUAUACUUGUAAUACAAGUUUUUUACGACUCU
Messenger RNA from Doryrhamphus excisus (bluestripe pipefish), 2245 nucleotides. RefSeq names its product paraspeckle component 1 (gene pspc1). Gene Ontology annotation, molecular function: RNA binding. Lineage: Eukaryota; Metazoa; Chordata; Actinopteri; Syngnathiformes; Syngnathidae. The record is from RefSeq and is a predicted model, not a curated record.